UGAGCAGUGUUGAAGCAUGAAGCGGCUAUACAUCGGUGGCCUGAGCCACAAAAUAUCUCAGAAAGAUCUCCGAGAUCAAAUCGGAAAGUUUGGUGAAGUGACUGAUGUGGAAAUAAUAACACGGAAGGAUGAACAUGGAUCUCCUCUGAAGACCUUCGCUUAUGUGAAUGUAAAUAUCUCGGAUUCCGAAUACAAAAGAUGUACCACAGUGUUGAAUAAAUCCAAAUGGAAAGGUGGAACGCUGCAAAUCGAACUGGCGAAGGAAAGCUUCUUACACAGGCUCGCAGAGGAGCGUCAGCAAGCAGCCGAGAAGAUUCAGACACCGAGGAUUGAUGCAAAGACAAAAAUCGUGGAGUCCUUCAAGGCAGCUGGUGUGGAGAAUUUCCACAUGAAAUCGGCCGUUCCAGGAACCGAGAUCGCAGGGCAUAAGAAUUGGGUGGUGAGCAAAUUUGGAAGAGUGCUUCCCGUCGUUCAUCUGAAAUGUCAAGGCAAAAACAAGUUCCUCAAGUACGAUCCAUCAAAACACUGCCACAACAUCAAGAAACUUGAGACCGGGGACGGCUUUACCCCAGUCUCCAAACUGACGUGGCAGUUAGAUGGCGGGGACGACGAGAUCAGCAAGAAAAGACGAGGCGAGUUCCCACCGCAGAAAAAACGUCCCGCGAAGGCAAUAAAGCGAUUGGAUCCGAGCACAAUUCCGCAUUCUGCGCCCGCUCCUGCGAGAGGGACGACGAUGCAGAAUAGUCACAGUGUCCCACAUUUGCUGCGAGAUCGUAAGCCUCCUGUGAAUGUGUUCUACAGCGAUGCGGACUCUGAGGACGAGCUCCGGGUGCUAGUGGCACAAGAGCUUUCACGGAAUCAUGCAACAGUCGCAACAGAAGAUGAAGGAAACCUGGAGGUAGUGGGUGAUGACUUUGUUGUGAAAUCCAACAUGUUCUGGGGCGGAGGGGAAACCGGAAUAAGCGCCCAACUUGGUUCAAAGGCAUCAAACAACGAUGAGGAGUACGACUCAGCGGACACAGAUGAAAUAUUGACCCAGAACAAAACUCCUGGCAAAGUUGAAACAGGCAGUAAAACAUCCAAAGGUAAUGAUGGGAAGAAGCCUGCAAUCAAAAACACAAAGAUUCAGAGAUCUACUGAACCAGAGUCGGAUGAUGAGGCGGAAUCAUCGUGUGAAAGCAUCGAUUCUGAAUAUGAAGCCAUGAUGGGGAACUGCCACAGGUUAGAGCUGUCACUAGCAGAUUUGGCGGCUCUUGUUAAAAAUAAAGAGAAUGAAGAAAGUGAUGAUGAUGAUGAUGAUGAUGAUGAUGAUGAAAAGGCAGAACCGAGAGAAAUUUCCAAAGUAUCUCCUGUACAUAAACCUGGUCCUCAGAGAACACCGUCAAAAAAGUGUGGCAUAAACCCUGAGGACAUUUUAGCAUCUCUUUUUGGACAAGACGAGGACGAAGAGGGGAAAAAGGAAAAAGUCCAAAAGUCAUGUCUUCCUGCUUUUGUUGGGACGAAGGACCUUUUUGGUAGCACUACCGAACACAGUGGACUCAAGAGACUGGCUGAAAAAGUGGCAUUUGGUGAGGAAGGUAAAAGAUUAAGACUGGAAGAUGAAGUUGAGUCAUCAAGUGCUCUAAACAAGAAAGAGGUCUCUAUGGAUUGUUCCAGUGAUGAAACGGAAAUCACUCAAGAACCAAAGAAGCUCAUUUCUAAACCGAAUUCGUCCCUAAAAGAAAAGGACAGGACACAUUCCGUGCCUAAAAUUGUGGCAUCUUUACCCCAGACUAAACAUUCAGCCAGGAGCAGUUCAUCCAGUGCUGAAGAGGAGAAUGACCAAUCUGUCCCCUCAGGACCCAAAACCUCGAAGGUGCAUGAAAGAUCUGCUUCUGAUAGCUCGGAUGAAUCAGCGAUGAGCAGUGAUGAUGAUGAGGAAGAGGAGGAGGAGGAUGAUGAGGAGGAGAAGGAGGAGGAGGAUGAUGAUGAUGAGGGUAAUAAGCCAGGUGCAGCCUCAAAGUCUAGUUCUCAACAGAAUAAUGUAAAUGCUGCUUUAGGUCUGAAACCGUUGCAGCAGUCUGUUUUGGACCCCGUGAAGCAGCAGCAGGACAAUCAGAAGCGUCUGGCUGCUUUGGAACAGAGACAGAAAGAGUCUGAGCAACAGAAGAAGCUCAUACAGGGUGCGCUCUCAAAAGUGGAUUUACCGAAUGCAAACAAGGGGAAACAUAUUGUAUUUGAUUCUGAUGAGGACGUUACUAAUGACACCGAAAACACAGCACCCCAAAAAGCGAGCCUUUUCGGUGAAGACCCAGAUGAAGAUGAUGGAUUUGGAUCUGAGGAAAAACAAGCCCUCAAAGAAAAGGAAUCGAAAAAGGCAGCGGCUAGCAAACUGUUCGACAGCAGUGAAGAUGAGGGUGGUGACGACGACGAUGAUGAUGAUGCCGCAGAUGAAGAUCGCUUCAAGAUAAAGCCUCAGUUUGAAGGCAGAACUGGACAGAAGCUCAUGGAGUUGCAGUCCAGGUUUGGAACUGAUCCAAGAUUCCAGAUGGAUUCCAGGUUUCUUGACAGUGAUGGUGAAGAACAGGAGCAAGAUAUUGAACCCCAGCAAGCACCGGGAGAACAGGAGCUUGUUGAAGAGAAGAAGAAAAAUCUGUCUAUCCUGCAAAGUGUCCUUAACAUCAGCAUUCAGCCAAGUGACACAAGUAAAGGGACGACAAAAGGCAAAAUCUUUAAGGACAUUUCAGCACUGCACUACGAUCCAUCGAGAGAGACUCAUGCAGCUUUUGAAACCAAGACAGAAACACCACAGAAAGAAAGCAAAUCUGCAAGGAGAAAGAAACGCGAAGAGGCCACAAAGCUUCCAGAGGUUUCUAAGGACAUCUACUUUGACGUGACGAUGGAUCUAAAAGGGGCAUUUGGGUCUGUGAAAGACAUCCAAAACGAGGACGAAGUGGUUGCAUGGGACCAAGGUGAUGAUGAGGAGAACAAGGAUGAAGCGCCUCAAGAAGACAUGCAUGCUUUUUCGUUUUUAUCUAAUCAAGAAUCGGAGCCAUCGAGCGGGUUUAAAUUCUCUUUCUUCGGAGAUGAUGCAGUGACGAAGAAGCCUAUAGCGGAGGAAUACAAGGUCGAGACUAUAAAAGGAGCCAAGGUGGCUUGGCAAGUGGACCCUCGAUUCCAAGACAGCAGUUCAGAGGAUGAGGAGGAACAGGAGGAAGAAGGAAAAGAAAAGGAAGAGGCUGUCUCGGUCACUGUAGUCAAACAAGCGGCCCCAACGAAAAAGUUUUUCUUUUUUUUCGAUGAUGACAUCCGGUUAAAAGAGGGGCCCGCUAUGUUCUGCAGACGAAUGAAACUGGAGGAUCAGAGAGAGGCGUGGGAGAAGAAGAGGAACGAGCUCAGAGAGGAAUUUCACAAGAAGCACAAAGAUGCCAAAAGACGAUUCAAGAUGACGACAAAAAUCUGACCCACAACCACAGAAACUAAGAAUAUUCUUUCAUUGUUAUAAUUUAAUACCUCAACAUGCUUAACAUACAGUAUGUAUUUGUGUCUGUGUAAUUAAAACCUGUGUAAAUAAAUGUGUUUUCUCACGGA
This is a messenger RNA of Clarias gariepinus (North African catfish), 3570 nucleotides long. It is a transcript of the gene nol8, whose product is annotated as nucleolar protein 8. The coding region runs from base 17 to 3442 and encodes 1141 amino acids. The record is from RefSeq and is a predicted model, not a curated record. The transcript is spliced from 16 exons. Gene Ontology annotation, molecular function: RNA binding. NCBI's taxonomy places the organism in Eukaryota, Metazoa, Chordata, Actinopteri, Siluriformes, Clariidae.